This is a messenger RNA of Rotaria sp. Silwood2, 3255 nucleotides long. NCBI's taxonomy places the organism in Eukaryota, Metazoa, Rotifera, Eurotatoria, Philodinida, Philodinidae. The record is from the annotation of a GenBank genome assembly.
AUGCAGAUUCCUCAACUGUUGAUCACCAACACUCAAAUAUCCAAUCUAGAAGGAUUUCUGUGCAAUGGAUCGAUCUAUUUGCUAUCACCGAGACGUAUCAAUGACGGUUAUAUUGAUUGUUUGUCUGGUGAAGAUGAACGAAAUCAACACUAUGAAAUGAUUCAGCCAUAUCGCUAUCGAUGUUUGGAUCCAUUGAUUAGACAAUAUGUCAGUUACCAGCAGUUGGGCAAUGAAAUCGAAGAAUGUUCAGAUGGAAGUGAUGAACUUUCUGAUGAACUACAUUGGCCUUUCUUUCGAUGCGAAUUUGAAGAUGAAUAUGCUUGUUGGGUAUUGCGUGGUACCGGUCUCGAUAAUAAUGAUCGUAUUAAAGAUGUUCGACUUCUUUUCCAUCGCCAUUGUGAUUCGAUCUGGGAUACGAGAGAUGGUCGAGAUGAGAAAAAUUGUUCACAAUGGAUAUGUGCUCUCGGAAUGUAUCAAUGUCAAGGUACUGGACAAUGCAUUAAUCGAACACAAUUGUGUGAUGGCGAAUUUGAUUGUGAUAAUGGUGAAGAUGAGUUAAAUUGUUCAAUAACAAAACUUCAUUGGUCACUCGAAGAUCAAUGUAAUAAUUCGAGAGAACACUUUUGUAUUACGUUCGAAUUUCUUUCAAAUCAAACAUUGUAUCGUCCGUGUAUAGAUUAUUCGAAAACAGGCGAUGGAUUCAUUGACUGUAUUGGCGGAAGAGAUGAACGCAACGUGUUUUCAUGUUCAGAUCAUCGAAUGUUAGGUGAUCGUUUUCUAUGUGACAAUGCGACAAAAUGUUUGGGUCAUACAGUCAUUUGCAAUGGUAUUAAUGAGUGCUUCGAUCAAACAGAUGAACUUAUUUGCUUCUGGAAUCGAUAUCCAUGUCGUAUGGGACAGUUUGCCUGUUUCAAUGACAGCAGCUGCCACAAUAGUCGUUGUAAUUCGAAUCAGACUUGUUCUAAAAAUGAACAUUUGUUUUGGUGUCCGAAUUCAAAAAAUGCACUAGAAACUACCUAUCGAUCAAGCAAGAUUCGUCGUCUUUCGAACUACAAUUCGUUUUGUAAUAGUUUUUCGCUGGCUUUUACACCACCGACCACAAUUCUUAGAGCUACCUGUUCGGGCAACAAAUUAAACUUUGAUUUUCAUGGAUUUUGCAAUCGUGGUUUCUUUUUGAUGACCGGCAAUGACACACAACCUUCUUGCUUUUGUCCGCCCAGUUUCUAUGGAAACCAGUGUCAGUUUAACCGUCGGCGUAUUACUAUACGCAUUCGUUUUGAUCGAAGACAUCGCUCAGACAUACCACCAGUACUUCAUAUUCUUGUCUUUUUACUAUAUAAUGAAACAUUGAUAAUUGAUCAUCAACGAUUUGUCGACGUUGAUCAAGAUUUUCCACCGAAACACAACGCUUACUUACUGUACUCACGUCCCAACUUGACUGGAAACUAUUCAGUUCGAUUUGAAGCCUAUCAUAGUCUUGAACUAGUAUCGAUAUGGGAAUAUUCAAUCAAUACUAUCGGAUAUCUUCCUGUAUUUCGAUUAGCCAAAAUACUUCGAUUUCCUGAUCGUUCAUUACCAUGGCUAUGUCUUAAUAAUCUUUGCAGGAAUAAUGGAACAUGUUAUGUUAUCGUCAAUCAGAAUCCAAAUCAGUAUUUAUGUCUUUGUCAACAUGGUUGGAAAGGCAAAUUGUGCAAUGAAUCUCUUGAAGAAAACAACUGUGCUUUACACGCUCUUGUCCGCAGUGAGAAUGUAUGCGUCUGUCCACAUGGAUAUCUUCCACCUCAUUGUUUCGUGCGUAAUACUAUUUGUGAUCAGAAAUAUAGCACUUGUACGUCAGACGAAAUCUGUUCACCUUUCUCUGUUUUACCUCCACAUGGAUAUACAUGUUUGUGCAAUGGAUCCAAAACUUGUAAAGCCCAAGAAUCUAUUUUGGUACUUAAUCAACAAAAGACCAAUGAGCAAGCACUUCUUCUACAGUUGCUCAAAUUUUCCUCUGACUAUCCACGACUACGACAACAAAUAUUGGUUUCGAAAUCAACCGAUUUUCCUGUUCUGGGAUUGAUCAACUUACGAGAUACAAGAAAUAAACGAAGUGUGCCCGAAAUGGGUCUUUUGUAUACAUUUGAACCUCAAACGGUCUUUGUUGCUAUUCAUCUUAGUAUUCUUUAUAUUAAUUGCAGCAACACAUUGCGAAAUUUAAGUAUCGAUCUUGAUUUACAACCUCUACAGUGUACGGAAAUCUUCGAACAUCCAUCCGCCAAAAUUUUUCAUACUUUUUGUCGUCGGUCUGACUAUCGUCCAUGCUUCUAUACGAAGAAUUACGUUUGCUAUUGUAGUGAAAAGACAAAUCGAAGCGAAUGCAUGUCAUAUGAGCAACGCAAUAUGGAUUGUUCCUAUUGUAUCAAUCAAGGUUAUUGCAUUCAAGGCAAUCUUCAAAAUAGAAGUGAUUUCGCUUGUGUUUGCCCAAAAUGUGUAUCGGGUGAUCUCUGUCAAUUUGCCUUUAGUCGUUUUUCUAUUAACUUCGAAAUGCUCAUCGAACAAAUACGAGGUGAUUAUGCUCAUUUAAUUGGACCCAUGAUUUUCUUUUUCGUUGGAUUGAUCUUUAACGGUUUGGGUAUUGUCACGUUUAAACAACAACAAGCACGAAAAGUUGGCACUGGUCUUUAUCUUCUCGCCAAUGGAAUCAUCAGUCAAUUUGUACUCGUUCUCUUGCUAGCUCGAAUUACUUAUUUAGUUCUCGCUCGACAAAUCACAAUCAAUGCUGUUGCAAACAAAAUUUUAUGCAAAAUAUUGCCCUAUUUGAUGACAGCAUUUAGCAAUACUAGCAUGUGGCUCAUGACUUUUGUCACUGUGGAGCGAGCAUUGAUAGUCACUUGGCCCACUCGAUUUCGAUUAUUUCGUACUCCUCGAUGCGCCAUAAUUUUAAGUACUAUAACGUUUAUGGGCUUAUUUAGUUCUCUUUAUGCGUACGUCAUUGAAUAUAAAUUGGUUAUUCAUCCUGAUUAUGUAUAUGCGAGCUGCGUCAGAGAGAUUCCACUAGAUCGAAAGAUCAUUGUUCAAUAUACUUCUCUUGCACACCAAAUUAUUCCUUUUCUGAUUAAUUUCAUAGCUGGAAUGACGGUCAUCAUCAAUAUUGGCCGUUCAAAAGCGACCAGUCAUCAUAUAUCAACUUGUAAUACUAUUGUUGAACAAAUUCGUCAACGAGCUGACCUACUGACUAUAGUUGAUUCGCAGGAUAAUCGAUCACCAGAGUAA